Molecule: messenger RNA, 1695 nt
Organism: Hansenula ciferrii
Lineage: Eukaryota; Fungi; Ascomycota; Saccharomycetes; Phaffomycetales; Wickerhamomycetaceae
Gene: SEO1
Product: putative permease SEO1
Exons: 1
Coding region: 1-1695 (564 amino acids)
Biological process (GO): transmembrane transport
Cellular component (GO): membrane
Molecular function (GO): transmembrane transporter activity
Source: RefSeq, a predicted model, not a curated record
AUGAGUUUAUUAACACCUUUUAAAAGACUUAAAUGGGGGUUCAUACCUGUUGAAAGACACGUUGAGGAUGAUCUCCAUACUGAAUUACAAGAAACAGAUUCAGCUAAAGAUUCCAAGAUUUCAAAAGAUCCAAUUGAUACUACAGAAGCUUUAAUUCAUAAUGAUGAAGAAGAUGGUGAAACACAAUUAGAAUAUAGAGAUGAAGCAAAUAGACCAUGGUGGAAAUUUUUUGAUGAAUAUGAAUAUAGACAAAAUAAAGCUAAAAGAUCAAAACAUAAAUGGUAUAAAUGGUUUAAUGAAUCUGAUACACCAGCUGAACGUAAAUUAAUUAUAAAAUUAGAUAUUACAUUAACUUUUUAUUUAAUGAUGCAAUAUUGGGUUAAAUAUUUGGAUCAAACAAAUUUAAAUAAUGCUUAUGUUUCUGGUAUGAAAGAAGACUUGGGGUUUAAGGGGAACGAUUUAGUUAAUACUCAGGCAAUGUUUACCGUUGGAUCUAUAGUUUUCCAAAUUCCAUUCAUGUAUGCUCUUUAUAAAUUACCAAUGAAUUAUAUUUUACCAGCUUUAGAUAUUUUAUGGUCAAUUUUCACUUUGGCUUCAUAUAGAGUGGAAACAGUUGCUCAAAUAAAAGUUAUGAGAUUUUUUGUUGGAUUAUUUGAAUCAGGUGCUUAUGUUAGUGGACAAUUUUUAUUUGCAAGUUUUUAUACAUCAGAUGAAAUUGUUCGUAGAUCAACAAUUUUUUAUAUUGGUCAAUAUUUAGGUGUUGCAACUAGUGGAUUACUCCAGGGGAAAUUAUUUAGUUCAUUCCAUAUGAUUCAUGGAUUAGAAGGUUGGAGAUGGAUGUUUAUUUUCGAUGCUGUUAUUAGUUUUGCUGUGGGGAUUAUUGGAUUUUAUUCAUUACCUGGUACACCAGAACAUUGUUAUUCUAUAUGGUUAACAGAUGAUGAAGUUAAAUUAUCAAGAUCAAGAAUGAAUAAAAAUAAUACAUCAGGUACAAUUGAUUAUUCCAAGAAAUUUUUCGAUAAAUCAAUUUGGAAACAAAUUUUAACAUCAUGGCAAGUUUAUGCAUUAAGUUUAUGGAAUAUUUUCUUAUGGAAUAAUAAUAAUGGUACCUCGGGGGCUUAUUUAUUAUGGUUAAAAUCAUUAGGUAGAUUUUCUAUUCCAAAAGUUAAUCAAUUAUCAGCAGUAUCACCUGCCGUGGGGAUUAUUUGGUUAUUAUUAACAGGAUGUUAUGCAGAUUUAUUUCAUUCACGUUGGCAAGCUAUUUUCAUUUCACAAAUUUUCAAUUUUAUAGGGAAUGUUAUAUUAGCAAGUUGGAAUGUACCAGAACCUGCUAAAUGGUUUGCAUGGAUGUUACAAUAUACGGGUUGGGCAGCUGCACCAACUUGUUAUUCAUGGGCUGGUGAUAUUUUGAGAAGAGAUUUACAAAAAAGAUCAAUUGUUAUGGUUAUUAUUAAUAUCCUUGCACAAACAUUUAGUGCCUGGAUCUCAGUUAUCGUGUGGGCUACAAGUGAACAACCAAGAUUCCUCAAGGGUUAUUCAUGGACUGCAGCAGCUGCUUUUUCAUUAGUUGUAUGGACAUUUGUUAUAUUAUAUUUUUAUAAAAAAGAUGAAAGAAAAUUUGCUAAAGAGAAUGGGAUUAUUUUGUAUAAUUCCAAGACUGGUGAGAAUUAUCCAUUACCUGAUAAACAGGCGUGA